This is a messenger RNA of Solanum dulcamara, 759 nucleotides long. RefSeq names its product glycine-rich protein 5-like. NCBI's taxonomy places the organism in Eukaryota, Viridiplantae, Streptophyta, Magnoliopsida, Solanales, Solanaceae. The record is from RefSeq and is a predicted model, not a curated record. The coding region runs from base 1 to 759 and encodes 252 amino acids. The transcript is spliced from 4 exons.
AUGGGUUCUUGGGCACUACUUUUGUUGUUACUUGCAACUUUGCUGAGCUCAAUAUGUUUGGUUAAUGGGAUUAAUAAUGUGGAUCAUAAGAAAACAAGCGGGAGAGUUAAUGUUACUACUUCCGAUGCAAAGAACACAACUAUUGUGAGUGAUGUUAUGGUGAAUAUUGAAACUGCUGGAAAAAAUAAGGGUCGAGGAGGUGGAGGUGGAGGUGGAAGUGGAGGUGGAGGUGGAGGUGGAGGUGGAGGAAGUGGUGGGAGAAAAAGAUCUGGUGGUGGAGGAGGAGGAGGUGGAGGAGGAGGUAAAGGUAAAGGUGGUGGAGGAGGAGGCGGAGGUGGAGGUAAAAGUGGUGGAGGAGGCGGAGGUGGAGGUGGAGGAAUUGCCCGUCCAACUGGAUCUGCUCCAUUCCCUGAAGCGAAUGUUGUAGCAGCGCAUAAUCAGUCUGAAUCAAGACAAAAUAAUUAUCGCAGCCACGGCCGUGGCCGUGGUCGUGGACGUGGGAGAGGACGUGGUAGAGGACGAAUCAAUUAUCGUCAUCAUGUUGGAAAUAAACAUGAGAACAAUAAAGGUCCUCAAAAUAAUUCUUCCAGAGAUAAUAAUGUGGAGGCAAACUUGAGUUUUCGAAAUAAUGAUGAUGAAGCAACCCCCUCAAAUAAACAUGAAAAUAUUGAGGCAAAUAUGGCUUAUAAAGAUGAUGAUUUCGCAGAUCUUCCAAAUAUUACUCAUUUGGAUGCUGAAGACUUUAUGAGUAUUGAUUAA